This is a messenger RNA of Periconia digitata, 1245 nucleotides long. Lineage: Eukaryota; Fungi; Ascomycota; Dothideomycetes; Pleosporales; Periconiaceae. The record is from the annotation of a GenBank genome assembly.
CGCUCGCGAGUACGCCAGUAUAAAAAUAUGGCGUUUGCAUCUGAAAGCCCCGACGCAUCUACACCAGUUGCCACUGUCGACGACAUAGAUACUAAGAACAGUAAUAGCCCCUCUGCAGACAUACAAGCAGGCACAACCCCAUCUUCAGAGGUUGCCUUGCCCACUAUACCCUCAGAGAUAACUGUCGCAUGGCUUUCCAAAGCCCUCGAUCACGACAUUCAAUCUGUAAAGGUCGACAAAAUCGUACCAGGAACAGCCAGUAAAAUCUUCGUCACAGUGACCUACACCACCACCACCACCACCUCUGCCUCCAAUCUUCCACCCAAAACACUAUGCAUAAAAGGCGGCUUCGACCCCACGAUCCUCAAAACAAUGCCCUGGCUGCUUAAAAUUUACAAAAGAGAGUGCGACUUCUACACAACCAUCGCACCAAUGUUGCAUUCCACCAUGGUGCUGCCGCGUUGUUGGUACGCCGGACACACGUCCACACAAGGAAUUGUGAUUAUGGACGACCUCGCCUGGAAGGGUUACUCCUUCGGAGAUCCGGCGCAGACGUGGAGUGUAUCUCUCGUGAAGCAGGGUCUGACGCAGCUCGCGGCGCUGCAUGCUAAAACGUGGGAGGUCCAGAAUGAUAAGGGGAAAGAGGAGAAAUACGCACAUUUGACGUCAGAAGACUACGACCAGGCUAUUCUAACGCUGAUGCAAUCAUAUGAUGUUGUGGUGAAUGGCGAGGACAGACCAAAUAUACAGCCUUAUCUGAGGGAUCAAGGACGCAUGACGAGGGUACUCGAGAAACAUUUUGCAGGAAGGAAUCCCAGGUUUAGAUGUUUACUGCAUGGGGACGCGCAUACGGCAAAUACCUAUCUUGAAGGUCAUGAGGGUGAGAUUGCGGAGGCCGCCCCUCGUUUUCUGGACUGGCAAAUGAUUCACGUUGGGUCAUGCUUCCAUGAUGUGGCUUACUUCGUGGGUGCGGCAUUCAGUGUUGAUGAUAGAAGAAAGUAUGAGUGGGAUGUGCUUGGGCAUUAUUUGAAGAUGUUGGAGAAUUUCGGGGUGCAGGGUUUCAAGAAGGAGGAUAGAGAGGUUGCGGAUGAGUACAAGAAGGGUUUUUUGGCAGGCGUAGGAUGGAUCAUGUGCCCGUACGUCAUGCAGAAGAGGGAGUUCGUAUUUCCGAUGGCGAGAAGGUAUGCGGCCGCAUUAGAUGAUCAUAAGGUGAUCGAGUUAGUGGAAAGUAUGUCUGAGAAUUAA